Macrosiphum euphorbiae (potato aphid) is the source of this 639-nucleotide messenger RNA. The record is from the annotation of a GenBank genome assembly. NCBI's taxonomy places the organism in Eukaryota, Metazoa, Arthropoda, Insecta, Hemiptera, Aphididae.
AUGUCUUUUAUAAAUAACUUAAUUUUCUUUUCGGUUUUUAUUGUUAUAAACUUUGUGCUGUCCAUUAAAGCUGAAGAUUGUGACGCAAUGUCGAAUUUUUUCUUGGAAAAAAAUUUAAUUAUGUUUAACGCAGAGGAAUCUGUUGUAUUUCUUCCCACAUUAUUUAAUUAUAAUAAGUUUAGGGAAGCUGAGUGGAAAACACCGACUUGUGUAGAAGGCGAAGAUUGUUAUAUAAGAAACGAAAUUAGUUUUAAUAGUAAAAGAGUACAGUCACUCUCAAAAACUAAUUUGGCCAUAAGUGAUGAAGAAUUAUCCAAAGCCGUUUACAAAAGUCUCGUUGAUAACAAACUCUCAAGCGAUGUACUAAGUGUUUCUCCUGACAGAUACACUGUACGUACAAACGCUAGAAAUUCUAUAGCCUUUUCAUUAGAAUAUGGCGUCAGAUAUAACAUAUUGAAAAAUAAUAAUUGUAUAAAUUUCAUGGUUCGAAAUAAAGAAUCAGCGAUAUCAGGGUUGAUUUGCAAAUUUAUGUAUACCACUGGUGUACGAUACAACAUUAAAUGUGAAAAAGUCAAAUUGUUGUUAAUCCCCAUCGAUGAAAAUGGUUAUGCCCAAUGCGAGACAAUAUGUACAGAUUAA